Messenger RNA from Pneumocystis jirovecii RU7, 684 nucleotides. RefSeq lists its product as uncharacterized. Gene Ontology annotation, cellular component: mitochondrion. The transcript has a single exon. The record is from RefSeq and is a predicted model, not a curated record. NCBI's taxonomy places the organism in Eukaryota, Fungi, Ascomycota, Pneumocystomycetes, Pneumocystales, Pneumocystaceae. Bases 1 to 684 code for a protein of 227 amino acids.
AUGCAUUUUUCGACUUAUAUUCAUUUAAGUAAUAUUAUAAAUUCAUCUGUUUCAAAUUUAUACCAAAAUCGUAGUUUUUCUAAAGAUAUAAAUCAGAAUGAUGUUAAAGAUUCGGAAUGGUAUUCUUAUUAUAAGAAAACAGAAGAAAUUAUGUCUAAUAUAGAAAUUGAUAUGGAGCUUCAUGAAUUUAUUGAAAAAUCAAUAUUUGAACCUUUUAAAAAACAAUUAUUAGAAAGCAAAAUUAAUAAAGGAGUACAGGAACAUCCUGUCUUUCAGUCGUACUCUUUGUUGCUUCGGAAAGCAAUGGAAAUAUUUCGAUUAGAGUUUCGAGAUUAUGUAUCUGUGAUCACAAUAUUUGAACGUAUUAAAAGUUAUGGUCCAGAGUCAUUUGUUAUGGGGUGUUCAUCUGAUGUAUAUAAUGAAGUGUUAACAGCACGAUGGGAAGGAUGGUAUGACUUGUUUGAAAUUGAAAAUCUUUUAAAAGAAAUGAAAAUGAACUGUAUUAUAAGAACAAAAAAAACUUUAGAAAUUCUUGAAAAAAUUAUACAAGAUCUUCAAAAUAUACAUUUUCAGAAACAGCUUGCAAAUGAUGUUUUUUUAUCAAAUAAUAACGGCACAUGUCUUGAGCGUUUAAAUAUCAUAUAUAAGGAAAUUUCAGAAGAAGUUUCUAAGGAAAAUAUAUGA